UUUGGAAUUGGAAGUGCUAGUAGAUGAUAGUCUGGUUCUUGAACAAAUAAAUUGUUUCAUUGAAGCAUGUUCUUACAUGCAGAAGCUUGUGAUAAGGAUGCAAUUCAAAUAUUCUGAAGAAUUCAUGUAUCCAGAAGUAAAUCUUAAGGAACCUGCUGCUGCUAACACAUGCUCCCAUCAUCAUUUGGAGGUUGUGGAAAUUGUAGGCUUUCAUGGUCGUAAAGGUGCUGUCAAAAUUGUCACGUUCUUGAUGAAGGCUGUUGUUUCUCUUAAGGAAGUUGUGAUAAAUUCUGCCCAAUUAUUUCGUGGUGAAGUAGUGGAUGACAGUGAUGAAGAUGUGGAGGAAGAGGAGGCAAGACGGCAAGCUUUGCACGAGCUUAAACGGAUAGUGCCUGCUGCUAUAAGUUUCAGAUGCCUCUAGCUCUAGUUAAUAAUACUAGUUUACUCUGUUUGGCAAAUAUAUUGUAUGUGAUGUACAUGUCAUUGGUUUUGGAUUCACGAGGUGUAUCGUUGUGGUAUUUUGACUGUACAGCUAGCUAAGAGGUGUUCAGUGUUUUCGAAUGUAGUUCAUUUGUUAAGAGAAAGAUGGAUUUUCUUUUCUUUUUCUUGUUGGAAAACAAACAAACUUUAUUGAUAGAAA
Molecule: messenger RNA, 640 nt
Organism: Prunus dulcis (almond)
Lineage: Eukaryota; Viridiplantae; Streptophyta; Magnoliopsida; Rosales; Rosaceae
Exons: 2
Coding region: 77-421 (114 amino acids)
Source: RefSeq, a predicted model, not a curated record